GACAGAUCACAUGACUAGCACCGAGAAGCAGGGAGAAACAUGGCCGUCUCCGGUGUGUUUAAAGCGGGUCUGUUCAACCACAAAGUGGCGGUGGUAACGGGAGGAGGCACCGGAAUCGGUAAAGCCAUCGCCUCCGACCUGCUGAAGCUGGGUUGUAACGUGGUGAUCAUGUGUCUCUGUGUGUCAGGUUGUAACGUGGUGAUCAUGUGUCUCUGUGUGUCAGGUUGUAACGUGGUGAUCAUGUGUCUCUGUGUGUCAGGUUGUAACGUGGUGAUCAUGUGUCUCUGUGUGUCAGGUUGUAACGUGGUAAUCUCCAGUAGGAAGCUGGAGAGGCUGGAGGCUGCAGCUGAAGAGCUGAGACAGAGUAUCCCUGAGUCUAGUCCUGCCUCCGUCACCCCUAUAGUCUGUAACAUACGCAACGAGGAGGAGGUGCUGUCUCUGGUGGGGUCAGUGUUGCAGCAGUAUGGUCGGAUAGACUACCUGGUAAAUAACGGUGGAGGUCAGUUCAGCAGCCCAGCAGAACACACCUCGUCUAAGGGGUGGAAGGCUGUCAUAGACACCAACCUCACAGGAACCUUCCACUGCUGCAAGGAAGUGUAUGCUGCAUGGAUGAAGGAGAACGGAGGAGUGAUCGUCAACAUCAUCGCUGAUAUGUGGAAGGGCUUCCCAGGCAUGGCUCAUACCGGAGCAGCGCGGGCCGCUGUAGACAACCUAACUAAGACUCUGGCCAUCGAAUGGGCGGUGUCUGGAGUCAGAGUCAACGCCAUAGCACCGGGCACCAUCAUCUCCAAGACAGCCGUUGAGAACUAUAAGGAGUUUGGUCCAACACUGUUUAAGAUGUCUAUUCCCUUCAGCCCUGCUAAAAGACUGGGAGUCCCAGAGGAGAUCUCUCCAGCAGUGUGCUUCCUCCUGUCUCCUGGUGCUUCUUAUAUCUCUGGAGCCACUCUGAGGGUGGACGCUGGACAGAGUCUUUACCACUCUAUGUGGGAAAUACCAGAUCACAAUGCGUGGCCUGCGGCCCCAGAGGGAGAGAAUCUGGACACUCUGAAAGAGCUGCUGAAACCCAAGGCCAGGCUCUAACUAUCACUAUGGAAACAAGGUCAUCGCUACGGAAACAACCCAGCACCGCGGUGACCAGCCCAUGGCAACGGACGGACGGGUGUAUGAUUGUAGACGGACAGAUGUUUAGAGAAUUGUUUUUGAUAACGCUGAUCAGAAUGCUAUCAAUAUGAAUUAAUGGAAGGAUUAGUGUCACUAUAGAGGCUGACCUCUACAUCUGUCUCCUCUCGUCCUGUCAGCCUGACCCUGUGUGACCCUGUGUGACCCUGUAUCACCCUGUGUGACCCUGUGUGACCCUGUAUCACCCUGUAUCACCCUGUAUCACCCUGUAUCACCCUGUGUGACCCUGUAUCACCCUGUGUGACCCUGUAUCACCCUGUAUCACCCUGUGUGACCCUGUAUCACCCUGUGUGACCCUGUAUCGCCCUGUGUGACCCUGUAUCGCCCUGUGUGACCCUGUAUCGCCCUGUGUGACCCUGUAUCGCCCUGUGUGACCCUGUAUCGCCCUGUGUGACCCUGUAUCGCCCUGUGUGACCCUGUAUCGCCCUGUGUGACCCUGUAUCACCCUGUGUGACCCUGUAUCGCCCUGUGUGACCCUGUAUCACCCUGUAUCGCCCUGUGUGACCCUGUAUCGCCCUGUGUGACCCUGUAUCACCCUGUGUGACCCUGUAUCGCCCUGUGUGACCCUGUAUCGCCCUGUGUGACCCUGUAUCGCCCUGUGUGACCCUGUAUCGCCCUGUGUCGCCCUGUAUCGCCCUGUGUGACCCUGUAUCACCCUGUAUCGCCCUGUAUCACCCUGUGUGACCCUGUGUCACCCUGUAUCGCCCUGUAUCACCCUGUAUCACCCUGUAUCGCCCUGUAUCGCCCUGUGUGACCCUGUAUCGCCCUGUGUGACCCUGUAUCGCCCUGUGUGACCCUGUAUCGCCCUGUGUGACCCUGUAUCGCCCUGUGUGACCCUGUAUCGCCCUGUGUGACCCUGUAUCGCCCUGUGUGACCCUGUAUCGCCCUGUGUGACCCUGUAUCGCCCUGUGUGACCCUGUGUCGCCGUGUAUCUCAUGUACUGUACAUAAUUGUAGAUAAUUCAGGUAUUAUUAACAUGGUAAUAGGCCUAUGUGACAAUUCUCCUGAUUAUUGGCUGUUAUUAGUGUUUUGAUAAUGCACAGCCAGUGCCGUUGAAUAUGAACCAUAAUGUUUUCACUAACUCGUCUCAUAAAGAAACAACUCUCCCUUACAAUAAACACCCUUUACAUUGA
Oncorhynchus keta (chum salmon) is the source of this 2312-nucleotide messenger RNA. RefSeq names its product peroxisomal trans-2-enoyl-CoA reductase (gene pecr). The transcript has 9 exons. The record is from RefSeq and is a predicted model, not a curated record. Gene Ontology annotation, cellular component: peroxisome. Gene Ontology annotation, molecular function: trans-2-enoyl-CoA reductase (NADPH) activity. The coding region runs from base 40 to 1080 and encodes 346 amino acids. Gene Ontology annotation, biological process: phytol metabolic process. Lineage: Eukaryota; Metazoa; Chordata; Actinopteri; Salmoniformes; Salmonidae.